Messenger RNA from Dipodomys ordii (Ord's kangaroo rat), 857 nucleotides. Its product is annotated as CD209 antigen-like protein C. The record is from RefSeq and is a predicted model, not a curated record. Lineage: Eukaryota; Metazoa; Chordata; Mammalia; Rodentia; Heteromyidae. The transcript has 6 exons. The coding region runs from base 41 to 652 and encodes 203 amino acids.
UCCCCAGCAGUCCCAGGCAGGGAGGGACAGCGGCCCAACCAUGUAUGACCCUGAGGAAGAGAGGAGGCAAUAUCUGGGGUGUCCUGGCCAGAGUCACCUUCUCCUGGUGCUGCAUCUGCUCUUGAUCACACUCUUGGCUGGACUGUUGACGGCUGUUCUUGUUCCGGAGUUGGAGGAUCCCAGCUCCCAGGGGAAAGAGAGGAUCUACCAGGAACUGAGACAGCUGAAGGCUAGAGUGGACAGCAUGUGUCGCCCCUGCCCCUGGGACUGGAUGCUCUUCCAGCAGAGCUGUUAUUUCUUCUCCAAGUCCAGACGGAACUGGAAUGAUUCAGUCACUGCCUGCCAGGAAAUGCAGGCCCAGCUAGUGAUGAUCAAAAAUGAUGAGGAAAAGAGUUUCCUGGAGAUGAUUUCUGAGCAUAAACACCCCUCCUGGAUUGGUCUCUCAGACGUGGGACGGGAAGGCGAUUGGCUCUGGCUGGAUGGCUCACCUUUGUCACAAAGCCUGGUGAAGUACUGGAAGAAAGAUAGGCCCAACAAUGACACGGAGAAGAACUGUGCGGAAUUUAGUGCUGAUGGUUGGAAUGACGUCACAUGCGAUCUGGAGAAAUACUGGAUCUGCAAUAAGUCCUCAUGGCCCUGCUCCAACAAAUGACGUCUAGUUUCUCUGUUGCCCAGAUAUCUAGGACACAGUGGCAGUUCCUUCUUCCAUUUGCAAUAGCCCUGGGAUUCCUCAGCAUCUGGGAGUCCAGGGAUUAUGCACCUGCUGUUCUUCCUUCUGUCUCCUUGACUUUGAACUUGGGCCUCUAAGCCUUUGGCACUCUCCAUGCAAUUCAUCCCUUCAUCCCUCUCUUUUUACC